GUUUUCUUCCUUGUUUCCAAAGUUUCACUGGACCUUUAUAGUUCAAAUAAGCCGACGACUGCCGUCUUCCCAAUAUUUCACUUCUUUGACCCUCCUUCGCUCGUCAGUUGUGACUAUUCGGAGAAGGGGGAUAUGAAAGGUAGCAUCAAUUCACAACUGGCCUACAACCCGAUUCUUAGGCGUGCAUGUGUCACAAAAUCACCGUACACGGACUUCAUGUUCUCUUAGUAGGAAGCGCUCCAGCCUCCACAGACUGAGUCGGCGUCACAAGGCGUCACAAUAAGCCGGCGUCACCAUGCACGCCGCGGGCAGCACCACCAUCUCUGGCCUAGCGCCGUCACUGAGCGGCGCCUGCAGUCUGGUCGGGCUCGUCAUCGCCAAACAGGACCCCAGGGCGGUGACCAGCAAGCGCGACCCGCUAACCCAGGUCUCAGUGCUGGCCUUCACGCUCCGAGACUCUGUGGACGACACGAUAAAUGUGGCCAGCUGGGGCAGCCAGCGGCAUGUGGCGGUUCAGGCCGGCCUGUUCCACGUCGGCGAUACCAUCCUGGUGCAGGGCCCGCAGGUGGUGCCUCGUCAGCCCACCGAUGUGGAUGAAAACUACCGACCACACGCCUCCAGUCCGUUUCACCUGAAGCUCAACGAGUCCAGCUCUGUCGUGUCUCUGUUCACGGGCGACGCGUGUGCGUUCCGUGAUCUGUGGAGCGUCCCGCCGCCCCCGGUGUCGACACCACCGCCUCCUCCCCUCUCGGAGCUCUCUGCGUCGCCCAGCGUCCAGCCGGUCACCCGCUCUAUUCUGGCGCUCGUCAGACGGGUGGGAAAGCCGCGUGACGUGAACACGCGUCAGGGCCGGCAGCUGCAGAACUGUGAGGUCCGCCUGACCGACCCGAGCUGUAACAGCUUCGGGCUGCAGCUGUGGGACGCCGAGCUCAUCCGGCUGGCCCAGCAGUGGACACCCUGGGAGACUGUGCUGCUGGUCACCGACUGCCGGAUCAAGUACGACGCGUACCGCCAGACCGCCGUGGCGGUGGCCGGGUCCCAGACCGUGGUCACGCCCGAGCCGCGUCUCAGAGCUGCCCAGACGCUGGCCCAGUUCGGCCGGAGGUGCCGCGCCGAGCGCUCGGCCGCCGAACUCAACAGUGCUGGCGACGAGGAUAUCAAUCUGUCGUCGGUGCGCGACAGCUGCCCGAUCCUGGAGCUGGAGAAGCGUCUGCAGCAGCUAGAGGACGUCACUGCCAGUCAUGUGGUGAUCGUACCGGCCUUCGUUACCUGGCUGCCACUCGAUUCGGACCGCUACAAAAUCACCAGAUGCGGCCGCUGUUCACGCUACGUCCCAGAGACGGAGGGACAGUGCCGCAACCCCGACUGCGUGGCAGGGGCCGGCGGUCAGCUGCAGCAGGUGUUUUCGCUCCGUGUCGGUAUCGCCGACCACCAGGCCGGAAUGGAGAAACUGCUGCUGGAGGGUCGCCACGCCGAGACGGCACUCGGUACCACGCUGAGCCGGUUCGAGGCUAUGUCCGAGGCGGAGCGACUGGACCUGAAGCACAGCUGGCUGAUGGAGCACGCUCGGAUUUGGAUAAAGUACCAGAUGCGGGCCGAUGGCCGGCCGCUGCUGAAAAUUCUACAGAUGGAACGCACUUGCACCGACCAAUGAGUGUCGACCGGGACCAACCAGAUUCGAAACUGAGCCUUAGCUUCGCGGAUGGAUAUGGUGGAACACCACCCCUUAUCACGCAAACAUCGCUUGUCCUUGCGAGGGCUGAUUUGAUCAUACGAAAACUGGGCUCACAUGAGCUUCUUGCCCUGUAUCCUAUAUCAGCUUCACCUGGCUGUCUUCAGAGAACCGCAACGUGUCCUCUAAGGACCGAAACGUACCGUCAGAGGACCGUCAUUUGUCCUUGGGGGUAACGCGUCCUCAAAUGACCGCAACUUGUCCUUCUGUGUUGUGGCGAGGGAUGCCGGCACGCCUGCCCCUAACACUGCGGUCGCCGCAAUUGUUAUUCAUGUUUGUAUUUAUGUGUUUAUCAUGAUGUGGAUGUUUGUUGUUGGUGUGUUAUAAGUUACUAUAACCAUGUGUUGUUUUUACUUAAAUUUCCGUUAUAAAACACAAUAAAAGCUGUGA
Molecule: messenger RNA, 2122 nt
Organism: Amphibalanus amphitrite
Lineage: Eukaryota; Metazoa; Arthropoda; Thecostraca; Balanomorpha; Balanidae
Gene: hdm
Product: meiosis-specific with OB domain-containing protein-like
Exons: 11
Coding region: 296-1654 (452 amino acids)
Biological process (GO): resolution of meiotic recombination intermediates
Molecular function (GO): single-stranded DNA 3'-5' DNA exonuclease activity; single-stranded DNA binding
Source: RefSeq, a predicted model, not a curated record